Molecule: messenger RNA, 969 nt
Organism: Lolium perenne
Lineage: Eukaryota; Viridiplantae; Streptophyta; Magnoliopsida; Poales; Poaceae
Source: RefSeq, a predicted model, not a curated record
AUGUUGGACAACAGCACCGUGCAGCCUCAAGACUAUUCACGUGGAGUGGGUGUUGAUCAAUGCAUGCAUGCAGUACCUCAAGUGGAAAAUGUAUCAGCGUUGGCUGAAGUGGCCAGCAGCGUGCCCAAGUCUUCAGCUAGUUUGCUUCAGGAUGGUUCGGAUCCUGCCGCUGUUGGGUCCGUUCUGGACUCCAACCUAGCACCUGCAUCAUCAUUGGCUGCUAGCAGUCCAUCACGCAUUGUGUCCUUGGACGUGGGACGGGAGCUGGCUGCUGCCACUGCUGGGGUGUCUACUUCGACGCUCUCUCCCCAGAGUGGUGGCCACGGUAAGCCGCUUGUACAACUGACGAUGGAGCGGGAGGGUCCUGCAGCAACACUGCCCUCCUUCGCUCCAGAGUCAGUACCUGUUGGCGAUGCAGUGUCGGCCACGGCGGACGUGGCCACGUCUCCUGCUUGCAUGUCGCCAUGUUCAUCGGCGGCAUCCGAGAUGUCUUCAAGUGCGUCUUCAGCUGCGGCCUCACCGCCCCCAUCGCCCAAGUCGGUGGUUCCUCCACGACAACAGCCACCGGCCAUCCAUAGGCGUAGCUCACGCCAUGCUAUGGAAGCUGAUGGGGCGAAGGCGACGGAUGAAGAUACCAUGACGAAGGCUAUGCGUCGCAAGGCGGCGAUAAAUCUCGACCCAUGUGCUUUGAGACAUAUGGAAUUUGACAGAUUAAAGGUCAAAUCCAAAGUUUCAGCGAAGUUGGAAUUCUCUACACAGGAUGAGGAAGAGCUGAGUGCCACAUUAGAUGGUCAGCUUCUUACUCAUCUAGUCGGAGAGGUAGCGGAGGUAGAUUUGGAUGAGAUGAUGCUAAGUUCUGUUUAUGAUCUUAAAGCAUCUAGUCGGAAAUCCAAAGCUAAAUCUGCUUCUAAGAAAUCUAAUUUUUCUUCUAAGGCUAAAUCCACAAAAUCUACAAUGGUUGUGCAAUGA